GCAGACUGAGUCAGAUUCUGUUCAAUGUUUCUACUUGUUAAAAGGGAGUUUUUCCUUGCUGCCAAGUGCUGGCUCUUCUGUUAUCCACUUCAACACCUACGGAUUAUUUAAAUUGUUGCAGUGCUGAUCAAGUGGAGUAUCACCAUCCAGGAAAACUAAUCUGCAGUACUUUUACCUGUUCAUCAUGAUGAAGCUGAUCCUUUCUUUGAUUCUCAUCUGGGCGCUCUCCAGCGCAGCUGGAGCACUUCAGUGUCAAACUUGCACAAAUGAGCAGUGUUCAAGCACAGUACCAGUUACAUGUUCCUCAGAGACAAUGUGUAUAACAGCUUCUCUUCAAGGCACUUCAUAUAGCAAUCAAGAACGGAGAGUCUUCUUCAAACAGUGUGCACCGUCCUCAGUGUGUCCAGCCACAAACUCCCGGACAUUUUCAUUCAACAUCGGUUCUUCUAUAUUUAUAAAUUAUCUGUGCUGCAACACAGAUAACUGCAACUCAGAAACUCUGACUUUCCUUACUGAUCAGUCCGAUAACAGCCUGCAGUGUUUCACUUGUGACCCUGUCACCUCUCAGUGCAACACUAUAUUACAGUGUAAAGGACUGGAGGACCGCUGCUUUCAAGCCAGUGUGACGAAUGAAUUCACUGGAAGCACUUCUCCAAUCUCUGGCUGUAUAUCUGGUAAGCAGUGUGGAGUUGUUGCUGACCCAUUUGUGAAACUAUUUCUGGGCAAAGUCAGCAGUGAACUCAGCUGUUGUGAAACCAGUUUGUGCACUAAUUUCACAACAACUGUCAACCCAACACCAACCACCACAUCAGCAACACAAUCUGCCACAACUACAUCAUCCGCCAGUGAUGUCUGUUGUAUGAGACUGGGUGUGAUCCAUCUACUGCCUGGGCUUCUUAUCUAUGCGAUUUGUAUGACAAACCGCUGCUUUGGAAUGAAUGUGACGAUUGGGUCCACCUCUUCUCUGGUCUUUGGCUGUGCAUCUGCAAACCUGUGUUCAGCUGCCUCCAACCCAUCCAGCAUACCUAUCUUACAAAGUGUAGGUAACAUCACCCGUGGGCCAACCUGUUGUGCGACCAAUUUGUGCAACACUAUCGCAGCAACGAUUGGCAGUGAUGCCUGCUGUAUCAGACUGGGUGUGAUCCCUCUGCUGCUCACACUCCUUGCCUUUACCUUCUAUUAGAACAGAAAG
Messenger RNA from Toxotes jaculatrix (banded archerfish), 1192 nucleotides. Its product is annotated as urokinase plasminogen activator surface receptor-like. The transcript is spliced from 7 exons. NCBI's taxonomy places the organism in Eukaryota, Metazoa, Chordata, Actinopteri, Toxotidae. The coding region runs from base 185 to 1183 and encodes 332 amino acids. The record is from RefSeq and is a predicted model, not a curated record.